Strongylus vulgaris is the source of this 516-nucleotide messenger RNA. Lineage: Eukaryota; Metazoa; Nematoda; Chromadorea; Rhabditida; Strongylidae. The record is from the annotation of a GenBank genome assembly.
CGUACAUUUGUUGGACGCACUCGAAAUGAUAUCAAUACACUACAUCAUCGUCUGCUGGAUAUGUUUGGUGAGGAGCGGCGAGAGCUCAAACAUGCUCAGGAGGCUGAAACUGAACAACCUGAAUCGACAUGCUCCUCACGUACUCCAUCUCCUACUGCCACUGAUUCCAAUGCCACUCCAACACCAGCCCUAGGGUCUUCCGCAUUACGGAUACUGCCAUAUUUCUCAAUGGAUAGUUCACCUGCAGCUGUUAUUCAGUAUAUCAAUGCAUUAUCGGAUUUGCCAGCACGGAUGAUGUUGAGUUCAGUUAUUUACGAGCAGUUCUUCGCUUCGCGGCUCAGCUCGGAAGAAGUUGAAGUAGCUGAACGUCCUAUGAGGGCAAGCUCGCCUCGUACGCAACGGUUUAGGAACCCUGCUUCUGCUCCAGCUACCUUUCCUGUCGCUUCCGCGGCAUUAGCAUAUAGCUCUCGUGGAAUGGGCAUUCAGGUAAGAACGCAGUUUUUGAGUGAUAUUUGA